ACAGAGGGCACAGGCCCGGAAAGGAGGAGCCAUUGGGAUUAUAAAUUCCGAAAAGACCGCUCAACUCUCAGAGCUGGAGACCUGGGAAUCUGCUGUCAACUGCUGGGGCUGUGGACAUUCUCAGGACCCUCACCAUGAAACACCUCCUGCUGCUCACCCUGUCUGCCCUACUCUACUGCUGGGUCUCAGCUGAUACUCGAUGUCACUCCUGCUACAAAGUCCCUGUGCUGGGCUGUGUGGAUCGCCAAUCCUGCCGCCUGGAGCCAGGCCACAAAUGCCUGACGACAAACGUGUACCUUGGGAAGAUGUGGGUUUUCUCUAACCUGCGCUGCGGCACACCAGAAGAGCCUUGUCGGGAGGUCUUCAAUGAAACCAACCAUAAGCUGGGCCUGAACUACAACACCACCUGCUGUGACAAGGAUAACUGUAACAGCCCAGCUCCACGGCCCACACCCGCACUGGCCCUCAUCUCCCUCACCUCCUUGGCUGGCCUCGGCCUCUGGUUAUUGCAUUGAGACUAGCUCCAUGGCUACAAUCUUAUCACCUGCUAUAGCCUGAGCCUUUCUCCCUGUGUCCUCAGAGCUCUAGCUUUCCAGAAUCUUCUCUCCUCCCACCCCCUGCUUCUGAAGAUCAUGCCCCUAGUCCUAUACCAUUUAUUUCAUGGGACUGUACCUGGAGUGGCCUUUCUAGCCACCGCUCCUCUCCCUCACUUGUCAUCUUCCACUCCAUUACACACACACACACACACACACACACCCAGUCCUUUCCCAUUUCCUUCUAGAACACUCUACCUCCUCCAUUGGCCACUGAAAGGCUCCCUCCUUGGACGCACACUGCUGUGCCUCUGGGAUCUAAGUCUGGAAGAACUCCUGUCUUGUCUCCAGGGAGUGAUUCCAAAAGGCGCUGACCUCAUUGCAUGGGCCUGGUUUACCAGACCCUCUGCUU
Messenger RNA from Mus caroli (Ryukyu mouse), 945 nucleotides. RefSeq names its product lymphocyte antigen 6 family member G6C (gene Ly6g6c). The record is from RefSeq and is a predicted model, not a curated record. NCBI's taxonomy places the organism in Eukaryota, Metazoa, Chordata, Mammalia, Rodentia, Muridae. Gene Ontology annotation, cellular component: protein-containing complex; external side of plasma membrane.